Messenger RNA from Fomitopsis serialis, 1350 nucleotides. Its product is annotated as guanine nucleotide binding protein, alpha subunit. The transcript has 11 exons. The coding region runs from base 1 to 1350 and encodes 449 amino acids. Gene Ontology annotation, biological process: adenylate cyclase-activating G protein-coupled receptor signaling pathway. Gene Ontology annotation, molecular function: G protein-coupled receptor binding; guanyl nucleotide binding; GTPase activity. Gene Ontology annotation, cellular component: heterotrimeric G-protein complex. The record is from RefSeq and is a predicted model, not a curated record. NCBI's taxonomy places the organism in Eukaryota, Fungi, Basidiomycota, Agaricomycetes, Polyporales, Fomitopsidaceae.
AUGCGUUGGUCUAAGCCCGCCACCCCGACCACGCCAGUGACUCCAUGGCCCCCGCACCCUCCCCCGGGGGAGACGGAGCUUGAGCGCGCCGUGCGGCUGGAGGAAGAGAAGGAGGCGAGGAGGAAGUCGGACGUUAUCGACAGGGAGAUAGAGCUGGAGCGCGUAGAGCAGCGCAAGCACAAGAACUGCACGAGAGUGCUGUUGCUCGGCCAGGCCGAGUCGGGCAAGUCCACGAUGCUGAAGAACUUCCAGCUGUACUUCGCGCCCGGGGCCUUCCACGCCGAGGCGGACGCGUGGCGCGCAGUCAUCCAUCUCAAUCUCGUCCGCUCCGUGAACUUCAUCCUCGACCUGCUGCCCGGCGGCCCGUCGUCGCUGCUGUUCGAGGCCAGCCACCCGCGGCACUUCUCCGACAAGCCGCUGGUCGAUGGUGGGUACUUGCGGCAUUUCCGCAUGCGCCUGUCUCCUCUCCGCCAGGUGGAGCUCAUCCUGGUGCAACGCCUGAGCGCCGACGACCCUUCGCGCGCAGCGGCCAACGUCGAGGAGGCUAUCCCAUGGUACUACGGGCGUGCCUCCGAAGUCUCCAUACGCGGUGGCUCGGGGUGGAAGGCGCUCCUGCGCCGGAAGCGGAACGCGACGCAGGUAGGUGCCCGUCCGGACGACCUGGACAAGGCGAGGCAGAUUCUGCAUGCCUGCCGACAAGAUAUCGCCGAGCUCUGGGAACAUGCCGACGUGCAGCGUGGAUUGGAGGCGGAAGACGUGGUGCUGAGAGACCAGUCCGGAUUUUUCCUCGACGAAGCGCUCCGAGUUGCAUCCGCCGACUAUGAACCAACACCCCAGGACAUCCUUCGCGCUCGCCUCCAGACGAUCGGCGUCGAGCAACACACCAUCUCAGUGGAAAGAUUCGGCCAGCCCAGUCACCGAUGGCUCUUCUACGACGUCGGUGGUGCGAAAGGCCAGAGAGCCUCAUGGGUCCCAUUCUUCGAUGACGUGGACGCUAUCCUCUUCCUAUGUCCUAUGUCUGCGUUCAACGAGGUCCUCUUGGAAGAUCGCAGGAUGAACAGGCUGCUCGACUCCUUCAAUCUCUGGAAGACAAUAUGCAUGAGCCGGCUCUUGAAAGGGACGACGUUCAUCCUGCUCCUGAACAAGAGCGACAUCCUGCAGAGCAAGCUCGAGGCGGGCAGCUACAAGGACGGCCCCAACGACCCCGACCACGUCUCCGAAUACCUGAAGCGCAAGUUCGUCGCCAUGUGCAAGCACAACUCCGCCCGGGAGCGCCAGCUGCACGUCCACGUAACCUGUGCCACCGAUGCCAUCGUCGUGAACAACCUCAGGUCCAGCGACUACAUCUAG